Molecule: messenger RNA, 922 nt
Organism: Xiphophorus couchianus (Monterrey platyfish)
Lineage: Eukaryota; Metazoa; Chordata; Actinopteri; Cyprinodontiformes; Poeciliidae
Gene: cox6b2
Product: cytochrome c oxidase subunit 6B2
Exons: 4
Coding region: 143-403 (86 amino acids)
Cellular component (GO): mitochondrion; respiratory chain complex IV
Source: RefSeq, a predicted model, not a curated record
AGAAGAGCACAGCGUGUUGAUUGACUCCUGUCGUGCCUCCAUGAACUCCCAGAAUCCUUUGCGGAACUGGACCUCUUUCCCGUGAGGACGAAACGAGCAGCAUCUCAAGCGUCCCUUUGACCGCUUCCUAGAGCCGACAAACAUGGCCGAGACUGUGGAUGAGAAGAUUCAAAACUACAGGACGGCUCCCUUUGACGCCAGAUUCCCCAACACAAACCAGACCCGCAACUGCUUCCAGAACUACCUGGAUUUUCACCGAUGCAACAAGGCCCUGUCAGCCAAAGGCCAGGAUGUGUCUCCCUGUCAGUGGUACCAGAGGGUUUAUAAGAGCCUCUGUCCAAUGGGCUGGGUGGCUAAAUGGGACGACCAGAUAGAAAAUGGAAGUUUUCCUGGAAAGAUCUGAAGUCAGAAGCUUCUAUCCGGUCGUGAGGUUGUUACUCAAACCCUUACCUCUGUAGUGUGCCUGAAGACAUCUCCAUCACAUCUGUAUCACUUCAGUCAUCAGUGCGACUAAUUUAAACUGUAAACGCACAGAGCUGUUACCAUGUGAAAGUUUAGUUUUUCUCUCUUUAUAGUCUUUCAUAUUGCAUUAUUGAUUCUAUAGAUUCAGUGUAGAGUAAUAAUCACAUUGUUACAAAGUUAAAGAAAUGUGUUGUAGCUUUCUGCCAGGCACAGUAAACAACAUUUCAAGCAUAUGUUUGUUCUGAUGGAAAUGUUACAAAUUUCUUUCCCUUUGUAGUUGUUACUUUAACCCAGAUUGCAAAGUAUUUCAUCACAGAAUCAGAUAAAAUCAUCUGGGAACUCACAGUUAAUUACUAAUAGGACUACCUCGGACAUUGUGUUCACAUGUGUAAUUUGGUCAGAUUCAGAUUUCAUUGAGUUUUAAAACAUUUGUAAAAUAAAAAUAAAUGUUUCAACUCCU